This is a messenger RNA of Knipowitschia caucasica, 2145 nucleotides long. NCBI's taxonomy places the organism in Eukaryota, Metazoa, Chordata, Actinopteri, Gobiiformes, Gobiidae. The record is from the annotation of a GenBank genome assembly.
AUGGAUCAGCCCCAAAGCCAGCCUCACGUCUCAAUCUGCUCUGAGCUCUUUCCCGUCGCUCGGGCCAACGAGGAGAAUGCCUGUGGUUUCCUGUUGUGUGCGUUUGAACGAGUGUCGGACAGAGUGUGUGUGUCCAUACGCAGAGGUCACUGUCGGACAGAGUGUGUGUGUCCAUACGCAGAGGUCACUGUCGGACAGAGUGUGUGUGUCCAUACGCAGAGGUCAGUGCCGGACAGAGUGUGUGUGUCCAUACGCAGAGGUCAGUGUCGGACAGAGCGUGUGUGUCCAUACGCAGAGGUCACUGUCGGACAGAGUGUGUGUGUCCAUACGCAGAGGUCAGUGUCGGACAGAGCGUGUGUGUCCAUACGCAGAGGUCACUGUCGGACAGAGUGUGUGUGUCCAUACGCAGAGGUCAGUGUCCGACAGAGUGUGUGUGUCCAUACGCAGAGGUCAGUGCCGGACAGAGUGUGUGUGUCCAUACGCAGAGGUCAGUGUCGGACAGAGUGUGUGUGUCCAUACGCAGAGGUCAGUGUCGGACAGAGUGUGUGUGUCCAUACGCAGAGGUCAGUGUCCGACAGAGUGUGUGUGUCCAUACGCAGAGGUCAGUGCCGGACAGAGUGUGUGUGUCCAUACGCAGAGGUCAGUGUCGGACAGAGCGUGUGUGUCCAUACGCAGAGGUCACUGUCGGACAGAGUGUGUGUGUCCAUACGCAGAGGUCAGUGUCCGACAGAGUGUGUGUGUCCAUACGCAGAGGUCACUGUCGGACAGAGUGUGUGUGUCCAUACGCAGAGGUCAGUGUCGGACAGAGUGUGUGUGUCCAUACGCAGAGGUCAGUGUCCGACAGAGUGUGUGUGUCCAUACGCAGAGGUCAGUGCCGGACAGAGUGUGUGUGUCCAUACGCAGAGGUCAGUGUCGGACAGAGCGUGUGUGUCCAUACGCAGAGGUCACUGUCGGACAGAGUGUGUGUGUCCAUACGCAGAGGUCAGUGUCCGACAGAGUGUGUGUGUCCAUACGCAGAGGUCACUGUCGGACAGAGUGUGUGUGUCCAUACGCAGAGGUCAGUGUCGGACAGAGUGUGUGUGUCCAUACGCAGAGGUCAGUGUCCGACAGAGUGUGUGUGUCCAUACGCAGAGGUCAGUGUCGGACAGAGUGUGUGUGUCCAUACGCAGAGUGCCAAGCCAUAACAGUCCAUACGCAGAGGUCAGUGUCGGACAGAGUGUGUGUGUCCAUACGCAGAGGUCAGUGUCGGACAGAGUGUGUGUGUCCAUACGCAGAGGUCAGUGUCGGACAGAGUGUGUGUGUCCAUACGCAGAGGUCAGUGUCGGACAGAGUGUGUGUGUCCAUACGCAGAGGUCAGUGUCGGACAGAGUGUGUGUGUCCAUACGCAGAGAGAACACACGAUGGAGCGGAGCCACAGGGCCCCGGUCCCAGCUGGAGGCCCCGGUCCCAGCUGGAGGCCCCAGUCCCAGCUGGAGGCCCCGGUCCCAGCUGGAGGCCCCGGUCCCAGCUGGAGGCCCCGGUCCCAGCUGGAGGCCCCAGUUUUUGGGGUGGAGGUGUUUGAAGGAGUGGUUUGUUGGGGUUGGUGAGGGUGGGUUUUGGGGGUGGGGGGGGUUGAGUGAUGGGAGGGGGGUUGGGAUUUGUGAGGGGGGGGGGUUGGUGGGAAGGAGGAUGGGGAGUGUGGUGUUAAGGAUGUGGGGGGAAGGGGGUAUAAGGGGGGGGGUGGGGAUGGGGUUGGUGGGGGAAGGGGUGUGGGGGUUUAGGGGGGUAGGGGGGUGUAAGGUGGGUGUAUGGGAGAAUAGGGAGUAUGAGGAUGUUAGGGUGGUGGGGGGGUUGGGGAAUUUGGAAUUUGGGAUAGUUGUGUUGGGGGGUGGUGGUUUUGAUUUAGGGGUUUUGGGUGGGGGGUGUUGUUUUUUGGUGGGGUGGGUUGAUUGUGUUUUGGGGGGGGGGGGGGGGGUUUGGGUAGUGGAUGUUGGGGGGGGUGUUGAUUGUGUUUUGGUUAAGUGUGGUUUGGGUGGGGGAAGGGACCCGGACUAUCUCCACCAUCCAUCACCCGCGGUGCAAAUCCACCCGGAGCCUUUAGCCUCCGCCCAGCUCCAUCUCCCUGACACCUCCUUUAACAUGCGGAUGCCUCCAACCCUAAAAUAG